Messenger RNA from Dermochelys coriacea (leatherback sea turtle), 1931 nucleotides. RefSeq names its product selenoprotein P (gene SELENOP). Gene Ontology annotation, cellular component: extracellular region. The record is from RefSeq and is a predicted model, not a curated record. Lineage: Eukaryota; Metazoa; Chordata; Testudines; Dermochelyidae. Gene Ontology annotation, biological process: selenium compound metabolic process. Gene Ontology annotation, molecular function: selenium binding. The transcript is spliced from 5 exons.
CCCUGCUGAAUGAUAAAUGAUUGCUACUUUCAGUGAGUUAAUCAAGAAAGGGUUUGGUUGCUUUAGCUAAAAGGCUUUGCUUUGCUUGCAAGGUCGUUUCCAAUGAGUUCCCCGAACUUUGAACCACAUCGGAGAAGUGAGAUAAACAAGGCAAGUAUAAAUACCAGAGAGCAGCAGUUGCUGAGGCUGCUUACUCCUGCAAAGCGGAGUCAAGCAGAGCAGCCAACCAAAGCGGAAACAGACUGAAGCCCAGCCAUGUGGGGAGGGCUGGGGCUGGCCCUGGUUCUCUGUCUCCUCCCAGGAGGAGGGACAGAGAGCCAGGGUUCAAGUGCCCAUUGUAAAGAACCACCAGAAUGGCAUAUCGAGGAGCACAGUCCAAUGCUAAAUUCUAGGGGCUCAGUGACAGUGGUAGCGCUCCUCCAAGCCAGCUGAUAUUUGUGCCUGCUGCAGGCUUCCAGAUUGGAAGACCUGAGAGUGAAGUUAGAGAAUGAAGGAUUGGUCAAUAUCUCAUACAUGGUGGUUAAUCAUCAAGGAAUCCAUUCCCAACUGAAAAUUCACACACUGAAGGAGAAGGUAUCGGAGAAUAUUACUGUAUACCAGCAGGAUGAGAAUCAAACUGAUGUCUGGACUACUUUAAACGGAAACAAAGAUGAUUUUCUUAUCUAUGACAGGUGUGGCCGUCUGGUGUAUCAUCUUGGUCUGCCUUAUAGCUUCCUGACUUUCCCAUAUGUGGAAGAAUCUAUUAAGAUUGCAUACUGUGAAUACAAGUGUGGAAAUUGUUCUUAUAUGACAUCAGUUGUUGAAGAUAUAUGCAAAAACAUAUCUCAGACAGCAGACGAAAAGCCAGCUGAAGAAGCACCGAAGCCACACAACAACCAUUCACACCACCACAAUCAACAAAGACAUCAUGGACACAGGCACCACCACCAGGAAGGGUUCCAGCUUUCAGAAGAUCAGACUCAACAGGAUUCUGCUCAAGCUCCAAGACAUCAUUCCCACCAGAGCAGUCAACGUUAUAACAGGGUUGUGGGUCGUAAUAGACAGGGUCAGAAAGGUAGUCAACCAAAUGUAGAAACUGCCCCACAAAGAGAAGUGGGGAAUGUUCCUACACAAGUUAAGAGGCUUUGAAAAAAAGGAACUGCCAGCUGAAAGAAUCAGUUAACCUGAAACUGGCAGAAAGUGUCACAGUCAACUUCUAGUAGCUGAUGUUGACACUGCAGACACCUGUUGUUUGAAGAAUCAGGAAAUGCAGCCACCUGACACUGUCAGGAAGAACUCCCAUCUUCCUGCAGGUGACAUGGCCAGCUGUUAGCAGAGACCAUCACUGAAUCUUGACAGUGACGUCUGCCCACAGCUGCUUGACGUUCACCAGCAGCAAGUGAGCAUGAAACAUCUGACACCUGACAGUGAGACGGAAAGUCAGGAAACUGAGCAUGAAAAGCAAACUAAACAUUUUAACAUCAGGAAAGAUCCCUUCAAUUUUAAUGCAUUUAAUUAUAAUACAACUUGUAAUAACAAACUUCAAACGUAUCAGAUUAAUACCCUAGACAGGAAAUGGAGAAGCGUAGAGAAGUUAAAAUAUAAGACUGAAAACAAUUUGAUGUGUGUUACAAUACCAUCAGUAGAGGGUUAUUUUUCUGGGUUUUUUAAAAAAUUACCUAAGCCAUAGCUUGUUUUUUCAGUGCUAGUUGAAGAGUGUCUACAGUAUUUGGUUAAUAUGUCUUUCUCGUUUCUCUCCUAAUAUUCUGCUUGCAUUAAUGAGGACAGAAGCAUAAACUAUAACCUAGGGGCGUCUGUUUGAUAUUUAGCAACCAAGAAUAGAAGAAAGGCAGAAAAGACAUUCUAAUAAUGUUUUAUUACUUAUUUCUGAAGAACAGGAAAUAUUAAAAAGUUAAUUUUUUUCUCAACUAAAAAAGGAGCUAUGAAAGUGA